AUUUUGGUGAUCACCAAUAAGAAAAUAAGUGAAAGCACUCAAUAAUUAUUAUAUUAAAAAGUGUGAUACUUCAAAGUUCACCACUUCCGAUAGUAAAGAAAAUUUGAUUAAUCAAACAUUCAAUUCAUCCUAAAUAACGUUUUCUUUCAUUUCAAACGAAAUUUGUCUUUGUUUUGCGUAGAGUUUGAAGAUACAUUUUGAACCACGUAAUCUUUUUCAAAUUGUGAAAUUGGAGAACAUUCUCUAAAACAAUUCAAAAUGUUGAAUUUCAUCAUCGAAACGUUUAAACAAAGGGUCUUACUUCCUUUCCUCGCAUGGUUAUGGCAUUUUGCAGAAUCACUCGAUCCCAUUGAAAACCAUCAGCCAAUUGAAAAUCAUCAAUCAAAUCAAUGGCAAAAUACCAAUAAUGACUCAUCGAGACAGUACCCAGAACAGUACAAUCCAGAUCCGUUUGAAUCAAGUUAUAGCAAUGACCGGUAUACAUCAAGACAGUUCGGUACAAAUUCGUUUGGAUCAAGUUAUAACAAGAGCCAAAUCCCGGAUAACUCUACUUCACAACCCACAAGAAAACCAAAAGAGCAAUCUUGGUGGGAAAAAUUAAUUGCGUUUGCUGGAGGAAUGAUCCCAUCUGUAGUUGAUAUAAUAAAAAAAGGUGCAUUGUUCAUAGUUAGAUAUUGUGGAAAAGAUGUUUUGUACGCCAACGCGUCGAAUCCAGUCGUGCAAUAUUAUUUGCUAAAAUUGCAAAGAUCUUCGGAGCAUGAAUACAUAAGUGCUCUUCAAAAAAUGCUUCAAUUCGAAAUGGAGGAGGAAGAAAAUGAGCUUAAAAAGUAUCAGCGAAACAAUGUGAAACUUGAAUACCAUAAAGAUCGCAUAUUUCAUUUUCCAAUAACUGAUGACAUGACGGAAAUGUGCAAUGCCAUUGAUGAAAAUCAAUUGAAUCACUUUAUUUUGGUGCCAAAUAAUCAAGAUAUAUUCCAACGAGAAAUCAUGGGAAGGAUAAUGCAACACAAAGACGGAAAAGUUUAUAUUGAAAUAAGAAAUGCAGAAGCAUUUAAAUUAGUUGAUACGAAGCAAAAAUAUACAAUGGAUUUUCAAGUCAUUCGCAAAAAUCACGAUCUUCAAAUGACCGCGUUGCAAUAUGUCGGGGAACACAAUUUGUUUAAAUGUUUAAUAAAAAAUCCCGCAUAUCAUAGAAUUGGUGAAAUAGUAUCUAGAUCGCAGGUUAAUUAUAAGUUAUCGCCCGAUAAUGAAAAAAGUGUCAACAUUAUUUACUACAAACCAUUGGCCCGAGAUGAAUACAAUGAAAAUCUAUAUUCCAACCAACGAUAUUUUCAAUCCAAAGUCUUCAUGGGUCUGAAUGCUGAACAAAAAUCAGCCGUCGUAAAUAUUGUUAGUGGCAAAAAUUUUCCACUGCCUUAUUUAUUGUAUGGUCCGCCUGGAACUGGCAAAACGAUGACACUGGUCGCAGCCAUUGAGCAAAUUGUACGAUUGACGAACAAAAAAAUAUUAGUUUGUGCAAUGUCAAAUGCUGCGUGCGAUGAAAUCACAGAGCGUCUACUGACGGUUUUAAAUAAAUAUGAAAUUUAUCGAUUGUAUGCAUUUUCAUAUAAUUUGGACAACAUAAGCUCAUCCAUAAAAAAAGUUUGCAAUAUAGCCGAAGACAAAUUGUAUAGCCCGCCAUUAUCAACUUUAUACCAGUUUCGCGUCUUAAUUUGUACACUUUCCACUGCCGGUUGUUUGGCCGUGAAUCGUGCUAAUGACUCAUUGUUCAACGUACGUCAAUUUCAGUAUGUCUUUAUUGAUGAAUGCGCCAGUUCGUCCGAAACUAUGACAUUAAUUCCCAUAUCUGGUUUAUGCUCGUCGCCGAAAAAGAUUCAUGCGAAUAUUAUAUUGUCUGGGGAUCCAAAGCAACUCCCUGCCGUCAUUAAAUCAAAGAAAGCCGAGGAAUUGGGUUUUAAGAUUUCAUUGAUGGAACAUUUGUUGGAAAAGGGCAUUUAUAAACGUGACAGAAAAUCUGACAAAUUUGAUGAAACAUAUAUUACGCAAUUAGUUCAAAACUAUCGAUCCCACAAAGCAAUUCUACAAAUUCCCAACAAACUUUUUUACGAUGAUCAAUUGAAAGCAAUGGCAUCAGAAGAAAUAACACAACGGUUUCUUCAUGCACAAAUUUUACCAUCGAAGAAUUUUCCCAUCAUUUUUAAAUCAGUGCAAGGAUUUUAUGAAAGAGAAGAAAAAGAUAAAAGUUUAUUCAAUAAAAAGGAGAUCGAUACGGUCAUUUCUUACGUGAAUAAACUGUUACAGAAUAAAAAUCCUCCUGUCGAUCAAUCGGAUAUUGGCAUUGUGACUCCGUACAAAGCACAGUGUAAAAGAAUCACCCAAAUUUGUCGCAAAAACAACUGGAAUAUCACCGUUGGUACAUCCGAAGUUUUCCAAGGUAAAGAGAAAGCAGUGAUGAUUGUGUCUACCGUACGAGCUGGCGGAAAGUAUUUGGGAUUCGUGAAUGAUCCAAGACGAAUGAAUGUGGUUCUUACUCGGGCUAAGAGUCUUUUGAUCAUUGUGGGCGAUCCGCAUACGCUUGCGCUAGAUGAAAAUUGGGCCGCUUUAAUCAAAUUUUGUUUGGAUAAUAAGUGCUUGAUACAAAGUUCCAAAAAGAUUAAAAUGUGAUGUUACAUAUAAA
Messenger RNA from Contarinia nasturtii (swede midge), 2677 nucleotides. RefSeq names its product putative helicase mov-10-B.2. Gene Ontology annotation, cellular component: P granule; cytosol. Bases 259 to 2664 code for a protein of 801 amino acids. Lineage: Eukaryota; Metazoa; Arthropoda; Insecta; Diptera; Cecidomyiidae. The transcript has 9 exons. The record is from RefSeq and is a predicted model, not a curated record. Gene Ontology annotation, molecular function: RNA binding; 5'-3' RNA helicase activity. Gene Ontology annotation, biological process: regulatory ncRNA-mediated post-transcriptional gene silencing.